Styela clava is the source of this 3152-nucleotide messenger RNA. Lineage: Eukaryota; Metazoa; Chordata; Ascidiacea; Stolidobranchia; Styelidae. The record is from RefSeq and is a predicted model, not a curated record.
GGGUAUGUGGGCGCGUACUUCGACAGACUGACCCCAAAAUUGUAACCGACCAACUGCUUCUGCAGCAAGACUGCAAGAUGCUGUUUUUCUGAAUAAAUAUGUAAAUUCCCUACGGUACGUAUUAAUUUAUUGUGCUUUAUUUAUAGUCUAGCAUCAUGGUGGACAUUAAUUCUUAUGUGGCGUUGGAGCUACAUAAAAACAUUUCGGAAGAUGCCAUUUCAUGGUUGAUUGCAAAGAUCCAAGCUGACAAAAUGGAGCAUGGAUGCCAGCUGAAUAUUUCUAGUCGAAAAUUGGAAGAUGAAAAAACGUUGGCUUUAGUGAGUGCAUCUGAUUUUCGUAAAAGAGUUGGAGCAGAAAUAUUGGCAUAAAGAAGAAAUAUAAUGAUGGAAGUAUGCGAGAAUUUAACAUGGCAGAUCAACAUAACUUUAUUGGCUAUUUAGAUGAUGAUUUCAUUACUGAAAGUGAAGCAUUAUACAUUAUUAAAUCUGAACUUGAUCUACUUCGUGCGACUGAUGAUGAUGGGCAUAUACCAGGACAUGAGAAUAUUCGACUUUAUCCAGGGAAAUCCAUUUUGCGAAAGUUGAAAAGUUCGAAUCUACUUACAAACAUCGCAUGUCUUCAUAAUCCAACCAAGCUCGAUAAGUUGGGAAUGGGAUGGUAUAAGAAUAAAUCACUGACCCUGGAGCAGCCAACAGAUGAAAUUCACAGUUACUUUGGCGACAGUAUCACAAUGUAUUUUUCUUUUCUCGGCUAUUACACAAAAGCCUUGAUUCCUCUUGUUGUAUUUGCCCUACCAUUUUAUUUAACUUCGAGCUACUGGGGCCAAGUUGAAAGUUAUUCCGGAUAUGCGAUGUUAAAUCUAAUCUGGGCAUCUGUAUUUCUUGAACUGUGGAAAAGAAAAAGUGCGGAACUUGCUUAUAAAUUUGGAACUUUCCAGAAAAGGGAAUGGGAGGAACCACGAGGAAGUUAUCGAGGUCCACUUGGUAUUAAUCCAAUCACUGGAAAACAAGAACCAUCUUAUCCAGACUGGAAAAGAAAAUUAAGAAUUUGUUUUAUCACUGGACCAAUCAUAACACUGUGCAUAAUGUCUGCAGUGUCUCUAAUGUUUUAUUAUUUCAGUUGGGAUGCAUAUUUCGCUGCCAAGUAUGACAAAGUUGGAACAAUAAUGUCAAAACUCCUCAGAAAUAUACCGAGCAUUGUUUAUUCAGUACUUGUUCUUGCAGCAAACUUAUUUUAUCGCAAACUGGCCGAAUAUUUGACUGAUCGAGAAAAUCAUCGACUUGAGUCAUCUUAUCAAAAUUUUCUCAUAACAAAAAUUGUUUUGUUUGAUUUUGUCAACAAUUUUCUAUGUUUGUUCUACAUUGCUUUUGUUUACAAUGAUAUGAAAAUGUUAUGCAGGACCUUGAGAAAUCUUUUUCUCAUUCAAAUCAUUAUUUCACAAACAAUGGAAUCGCUUGUACCAUACUGGACUUAUCGACAUAGAGUUGGUGACACAAAAGAGAACAAGGAGAAUGAUGAACCUGAAACUCAGGCUGCAAUAGAUCUGAAACGAGAUAUCUAUUCGGGAACUUUUGAUGACUAUUUGGAAAUGUGGUUGCAGUUUGGAUAUGUCGUCAUGUUUUCUUGUGUGUUUCCUUUUGCUUCUAUACUUGCUCUGAUAAAUAAUGUGAUUGAAAUUCGAUCAGAUGCUUUUAAAAUGUGCAAAGUAUUCCGCCGGCCUGAUAGUUUACCAACAAGAAAUAUUGGUGCAUGGCAGGUUGCAUUUGAAAUUAUAUCAUAUCUUGGAGUGAUUUCAAACAUUGCAUUAAUAUUUCAAUCAGAAGGAUUUCAGAAAUGGUUUUACACUCAAGAUUCUUCUGCUGAUGCUGUCACUUUGUUGAUAGCUUUUUUCUUGGCCGAGCAUUCACUUCUCGCUGUAAGGUAUGCCUUAUCUACUUUGAUACCUAGUGUUCCAGAACAUAUAAAUAUCGCUAUAGCAAGAAUGAAAUACAGAUCACUACAAGCUCUCAAGCGACAGAGAUCUGCAUCACUUCCUCCAAGUGAAAUGUUGCGAAAAAAAUUACAUUUACUCCGUGCAAAGGCUGCUCGUAGUAAUGAAACUAAUGAAUCAACUUCAGAAUGAUGUUGUUACUUUAUAAGGCUCAUGAAAAAGAUGUUACUUUAUAAUCUUUUCAUUUACUGCCAGCACAAGUAUUUGUCCGAAUAUAGCGGAAAUUUCUGUACUAAUUUUGCUAAGAUAUAUAUAUUCAAUCAUUGUAAUGGCACUUGUGCAUUUUCCUAGAUUUUAUGGUUUUCUUUCCAUCGAUUAACCUUCAUGAGUUACUAACUAUAUCUUACUUGCCAUAUCAUAAAUGUGAUAGUAAUACAUAUUCUAUAACAAAUCAGUACAAAUAUGCCUUUUGCUAUGUCUAUAAAUUGCCACUUAGUAUACCAUACCAAUGCAAUUGAAUUUUUUCAAAAAUAGUUUUUUUUAUAUAUUUCAAAAGCUCCAUUCGUAUUUAUUGGUUCCUUUCCUUGAUUUCAUAUUUUUGAUGUAUAUUUUGCAAAAGUACUCGGGUGAUUUUUCAUUAUGCAAUCCUAGCAUGUGUGGAUGUUUAUAUUAUCUUUGUAUGCCUGGUGUAUUCAGAAUAAAAAUCUGACACAACCUUAACAUAUAGUGAGAAUAGCAGUCAUUAUGAUGUAUUUUGUUACUUGUGGCCGACUAACUAACUCAUUUUGCAAAAUGAAAUGUCUUACCUCAUAUCUCAAUAACCAAUCCUUUCUAUAUAGAACAAUCUUUGCCCGUUAUAAAAUUAUGAUGAUAUGCAACAAAAAUGAGCAAACUUGCCACAUCCGAAAUAUGGCAGGGACAAAAGUUGACAAUAUCUUAACUCAUUUGUAAAUUUGAACUUUUCUAUUAUUCAUCUCACUUUUGGAAGACUUGAGUACAUGCAUGAUUAGACAAAUUAACGUUAUUUUUUCCAGAUUCACUGUAUCUUUGUGCGAAAGUUAGGGGGCCGAAUAUAUAAGAUUUGUACAAUAUUUCUGUUUUCGACUGAAAAAUUCUGUAUCAAUAAUAUAUAUCAAUAGUAUCAUAAUUUUAGCUUAAUGUGCACAAGUAAACUCUAGUAUGUUAUAUAGUGGAAAUAUAUAUAUUUGGUUGAAGUUUUCUG